UUGAGUGGUCAGUGUCCAAUAUUUAUCCGGAUCCACAAUAUCCCACAAAUAAUCUCUCUGUUAUGAGUGCCUGUGUAUGAUCUGUUUCUCUCAAUGUACAAUGAAUUUGUUAAACUAUGAUGCUGUCCAUGUGUUGAAAGGAAUCCAAACACACUGUAGUUUUUAGCUCUUUCCUUCACCAGUACUUGAUUGAAAGCAAUAUGGGAAGCAGAUCCCCCAUGUGAUCACGACACUUUCACUCUCUUCUUUUACCUGUCCUUUUUGCUUUCACUCUCUCCAUAUAUGCAUAAACUAUAUCAAACACUAAUGGGCUUCCAAGAUGACCGGUGGAGGACUCGCUAUGAGAAGCUAACAAGCAUUGAUGAUGAAAAGGCAGCGAGGCCUAGAAGGCGAUGGGUGACGAAAAUGAAUGGAAAACUCAGAGGUCUUAGGCUAUCACGGUCUAGGAGGGUGAAUUGGAAGGCAUUUUCCAUAGUCAUAUUGCCAAGAAAAAUUACUGAUAUGUAUGCUGAUAUUGUCAGUAGAAUGAAGAUGGAUGAUAUAUGCCCGACAAUCGUCUUCUCUGGCCCAUGGGGACUUCCAUUUCUGUCCCAUUCCAAUGCUAAAUGCAAGAGUGCCAUCUCUCUUCAUAGGAACCUGGCUUGCUUUCAGUGACAUUGUUUCUGACAGUUUAUAUUGUUUGGGAAGUGAGGAUCCUAGUAAGUAAUGAACACUAACCACUCGAUUGUGGAUCCGACUCACGAAGGGGUAGAGAGAGCCCCCUUGCCCGAAGGUAAUGAUAUUUUUGGUAUUUCGUACUUGUGACAUAUUGCCAUUUUUUGUAUAAGUAGUUGAAGUGUGAGCGACUAUCUCUAUAUCUCUUGUAAGCUUUCUGAUCAGAGUGAAACCACAACAUCCAUGGGCAUAAACCUAGUUUUGGGGUGAACUACAUCAAACCUUAUGUUCUAUGUAUGUGUUUCUUGUA
Molecule: messenger RNA, 964 nt
Organism: Camellia sinensis
Lineage: Eukaryota; Viridiplantae; Streptophyta; Magnoliopsida; Ericales; Theaceae
Source: RefSeq, a predicted model, not a curated record